Molecule: messenger RNA, 5238 nt
Organism: Leucoraja erinaceus (little skate)
Lineage: Eukaryota; Metazoa; Chordata; Chondrichthyes; Rajiformes; Rajidae
Gene: rfx1a
Product: regulatory factor X, 1a (influences HLA class II expression)
Exons: 20
Coding region: 163-2808 (881 amino acids)
Biological process (GO): regulation of transcription by RNA polymerase II
Cellular component (GO): nucleus
Molecular function (GO): DNA-binding transcription factor activity, RNA polymerase II-specific; RNA polymerase II cis-regulatory region sequence-specific DNA binding
Source: RefSeq, a predicted model, not a curated record
GCGUUGCCGGGGUUGAUUCCGGAGGCUAGCAACUGUUGCCUUGAGGACGAGCGCCAUAGCCACCGUAGUCCUGGCGACUGUUACCCCGUCAAACAACAACUUACGCCACAAAGUGGACAAGGUGGAGAGUUCCAUUUAACACCACCACCUGCAGAGGUUGGUAUGGCAACACAGGCCUACGUUACAGAACUCCCACCAGUUCAACAACAGCAGCAGCAGCAGCAACAACAGCCACAGCAGCAACAACAACCAAACCAGCAACAGUAUGUUACAGACUUGCAGACCGUUGCUGGUGCACAACCAUCACAGCAGCAACAACAGCAGCAGCCGCAACCAACACCAUCCCAAAAACAGUAUGUCACUGAGCUACAGGUAUCACAACAACCGCAGCAGCCUUCUGCUCAGAUCUCACCAGUAACUACACCACAGCAGUACAUUGUGGUUACAGUGUCAGAAGCAAAUAUGCGGCCAACGGAAACAGGCUCAGAUUCCAGCCCUUCCUCAGCUGGAGCGCAAUCUGGAGUGCCAACGCAAGUGGUUCAGCAAGUUCAGGCAUCGCAACAGAGGCUUCUAGUACAGAAUGAUGUGCAAUCGAAAGUGGACCAGUUCCCGCAGCUCCAGCUGCCGGGAGUCCAGCAGGUAGCAGUAAUGCAUCAGAGAUCUGUUGUACAAACAACACCACAGGCUGCAAAAACCAGCCAGGUUCAACAGUUAUCAGUACAAGCGUUACAGCAAGUUCAUGUUUCUCAGGAGGUUCAGCAGUUACAACAGGUCCCAGUGCAGCCUGUUCAACAUGUCUACUCGAACCAGGUGCAGUAUGUAGAAGGGGGUGAUGCCAGCUAUACAGGAAGCACAAUACGUUCAAACAACUACCCUUAUUCUGAAACUCAGCUGUACAACCAGAACACAGGCGGGAGUUACUAUGAAUCUCAGGGGACGCCAAACCAGGUUGCCACGCCGGUGACUUCGCAGAACGUGGUCAGUAGUGGAACGGUGCCAAUGUAUGUGACGGGAGGGCAGAUUGUGGCCAACCCAGGAGGAGGGACCUAUGUCAUCCAGGGAGGUUACAUGCUGGGGAGCUCCAGUCAGUCUUACAGUCACACCAUGCGUGCCUCUCCAGCCACAGUUCAGUGGUUAUUGGAUAACUAUGAAACUGCAGAAGGAGUUAGCUUGCCCCGAAGCACUUUGUACUGUCAUUACCUGCUACACUGUCAGGAGCAAAAACUAGAGCCAGUAAAUGCUGCCUCAUUUGGCAAACUGAUACGAUCAGUAUUUAUGGGACUCCGGACUCGGAGACUUGGCACAAGAGUGUGGGAUGAAACCGAAGACCUUGGAGAAAACCACAAGGUCACACGGGGAAACUCGAAGUAUCAUUACUAUGGGCUUCGGAUUAAAGCAAACUCACCACUAAUUCGACUGAUCGAGGAUCAGCAACACUUGGCCAUAAGACAACAGCCAUUCACACAGAAGCAGAGUCCGUUUUCUCCAUGUUACAGACUCAAGCCAAUCCAGAAGGUGGAAGGGAUGACAAAUGGCAUGGGAGUUGGGCAACAGCAGGCUGGUGGCCUGUCAGAUAUCAGUGCUCAGGUGCAGCAAUAUCAGCAAUUCUUGGAUGCCUCUCGGGCUCUACCAGAGUUUGUUGAAAUUGACUUGCAGGGGAAGACAUUACCUGACGGUAUCGCCAUUGAACACGUCAAGGCGUUCCAGCACCUUUAUCGGGAGCACUGCGAGGCGAUCUUGGAUGUGAUGGUAAACUUACAGUUUACUUUGGUUGAAACCUUGUGGAAGACAUUUUGGCGAUUCAAUUCUUCCCAGUCCAGUGAUGGCUCAGGACUAUCAGUUCAUGAUGAAGCUGAGAAACGCCUCCCUAAGUCAUGCCUUGUUGUCCUCUGUAAGUAUGAGCCUUCCCUGAAGUGGACGAAAUACUGUGAUAACAUGCUUUACCAAGGUCUGGUGGAGAUCCUAAUCCCAGACGUCUUGCGGCCUAUCCCGAGUGCCUUGACUCAAGCAAUUCGGAAUUUUGCAAAAAGUUUGGAAAGCUGGUUAACCAAUGCUAUGAUGAAUGUCCCUGAAGAAAUGGUUCGUGUGAAGGUGGCAGCAGCAAGUGCCUUUGCACAGACUUUGAGGCGCUACACAUCGUUAAACCAUCUUGCUCAGGCAGCCCGUGCUGUCUUACAGAAUACUGCGCAGAUUAACCAGAUGCUGAGUGAUCUAAACCGAGUAGAUUUUGCAAAUGUUCAGGAGCAAGCCUCAUGGGUGUGUCGUUGUGAGGAUGGUAUAGUGCAAAGGCUGGAGCAGGACUUUAAGAUGACUUUGCAGCAGCAGAACUCCCUGGAGCAAUGGGCAUCUUGGUUAGACAGCGUGGUGACCCAGGUCCUCAAACCAUAUCAUGGUUGCCCCAGUUUCCCCAAAGCAGCCAAACAAUUCCUUCUCAAGUGGUCUUUCUACAGUUCAAUGGUGAUUCGCGAUUUGACUUUAAGGAGUGCGGCAAGUUUUGGGUCUUUUCAUCUCAUUCGCCUUCUGUAUGAUGAAUACAUGUACUAUUUGAUAGAACACCGAGUGGCUCAGGCAAAGGGAGAAACACCCAUUGCUGUCAUGGGCGAGUUUGCUGAUCUUGGGCGGGCUUUAAACCCUCUGGACCCUGACAAAGAUGAAGAGGAGGAGGAAGAAGAAAGUGAUGAUGACAGCCAACAAGAGAUUCCAAUGGACAAUGAGCCCAUGUUAGUGACGGACUCCUUGGAGCCACCAGCCAAACUGUCACGGACUGACUCGAGGGGGGUGUUUGUUCAAGCACCACCAACCAACUGAAUAUAUAACGUAGGAUGCAAAAGAGGAAAACUUUUGCUUGAAUUUAGUAUCAUUAACUCUCCUGGCACCUGAUAGCCAUUGCAUAGAAAGACAUUGUCUAUAGUUAUCACGAAUAUCAAACUUCUACCAAAAUUAUUUUAGUUCAACAUUUAUUUAUAAGUUGUAUUUAAGAAAUAAAGAAAAUCUUUCCACUAGGAGUAUAGUAUAUUAGUAAAUGACUGCUGUUACAUCAUUACUAACUUUAAAAACACUCAGCUCGCAGAUUAUAUGAAAGCUAAAGCACUACCAAGCUCAGUAUUGUGCUGCUUUUGAAUGCCACAGGAGCCCAAAAUUGCCCAAACACCACAAUUUUAAUCUCAUUCAGCAGAUAUUUGCUCGAUUUUUGUUAUGAAAAUAAGUAACAUUGAAUAUUUCUUUGGUGCUGCUGUAAUAACACAAAAUGGAAAAUCACUCUGAUUUCAAAAGCAAAUACGGAUUGCGGUUCGCUCGAAACCUUGUAUUUAGGUACACUAAAAAGUGCUCACUUAUAGGAAGCAGAGUGCUUGGUGUUGGGCUUUCUAGUGUACCAUUAGUGAGAAUAAACUUUGAAACCUACUGGAUGGUUAGGCCAGCUUUUAUGGGUUUCCUCAAUUUAAAACAAAAUUGCACAAGAAACAUAACCCAGCAAAAAUAAUCGACAGUUAACCAGCUGACAGGAAUAGAAGGUUGAAGAGAGGACGCAGGAAUUAAAUUGCUGAGACAUAACUCACUGAUAAUGACAAACUUGCUCAUACUUUCACUCUGGUGGAGCAUUUCUCUUUUUAAUCAGUCUUGGAAGGGUUCUUCAGCUGUUUUGGUUGUCACUGACUUUUAAAGCGCUGCGUAUUAGACUUGUUAAAAGAAUGUGCAGCUUUGAUAUGGCCACCAGCUGGUUUGCAUAACAGAAAAACACUUUUUUUAAACUUUCACACAGGUAAAUCAUUUAUAAUUGUUAUGAUAUUUUCUUCUACCGUUCAUAGAAUUAAGGUUAUUUUAAGCAUAAUCUACAUCAUCUUGCUGUUUUGUCCUUUGAAUCUGUGGCCCUUCAACUGCAACCCUGUUUAUUGCUUCUCAACUUGAAGAACUGAGCACUUACAUAGAGUACAAUAAGGUGCUAUCUUAAAAUGAGAAAUUAUUACUUAAAAAGUUACUGUAAGCAUUCGCUUUUUAUUUUCUUGGCUUUAAACUCAAAAUUGAUAUGACUGAGCAAGUCAGAAAUUGAACAUUUUAUUGCCUAUUGUAUUAAAAAAAUAUUUAAAAAAUGUAUUUAAUAUCCCAUUAUGAGGAUUGGUUACAUUAGUUACAAAUGAGGGAUAUGAGAGAACUAAAAGUUAAAAUAGGCUGAAAGCUGCAAAUGUUAUAUUUUUCACAGUGUAUGGAGUGUCCUAAGAUUGCGACUAGGUUUUCAGAUUAUGUUAGGCAAGUUGUAUUAUUUUAGGUUGAACAUUAUUGCCUUUGCAGUGUAUUUUAUCCAUUUGUAAAACCAGGCAGGGAUGAAAACAAUGCAGCAGAAGAGAGGGAAAAAUAUCAGGAUGCUAUUUUGUUAGGUUGUAACUUUCCCAAUACCAGUUGGUGAGUAGCAAAAUUCAUACCAGUACCAUUUUACUAAUCUACUGACAUGGAGCUGCUGCAUGCAACAUUUCUAAAUAUCAUUUUACUUUUACAUUUUAUUAUGUAAUUGAUGCAUUUACCAUAGUAGUAUUGGUUUGUUCUGUUCUGUGCAGCGUUCCCUUUCAAUAUUGCAUCAAAAGACAAAUAGAGAAUUAGGCUGUUCGCUUUAACAUUUCAUUGUCUUCUCUGACGUAGUCCUAAUGAACUUGCCUUGAAUAUCAAUGAAUUCUGAGUUUAUAGAUAAUUGCUAUCAAGAGUUCUACUCAAUCAACUUCAGAGAUAUAUUAUAUGUACAUUGAUAAAGACAAAUUGUUGAUAAAAGCUAAAUUUGCAUCAAUGGGAAAUUUAUAAUAUUUUCAACUUGCCCACUAACUAUAUUCAAAGGCCGUUGUAUCAAAAUAAUAUUGUGUUAGUAUAAAUAAUCAGAAUUCAGGCCUACAAAUUUGACCUUUGUCAUAUGUUUGUGCCUAACAUUUAAUUUGGGUUUGACUUUCUUGGAAAGCCAUAUUCAAGAUGAUUCAUUAAGCACUGCUGCUCUGUACAUACCUACAACUCAGUGACCUAGGAAAAAAUAAAACAGUUUUUGAAGACCUUUGGUUCAUUUGAAUCAAUGUUUAAAGAAUAAUAGCUAAAUUUGACACUAUAUGUUGAAUUCUUUACUAAACAGUCCUUUAAAACCACUUACCACUUUUUGGAUCCUCACUUAUUUGGAUGGAUAGAUACACUUAUUGGAAAUAAAACCAGAAAAUGCAGGGGACAAUGUGCAGAUAAUGCAGCAUUGCUGAGGCCAAAAUACACUUU